UAAAUUUAUUAUUUAUAAAUUUAAAUUAUGAUGCAAAUUAUACUUGUAAUCGUUUGAAAAGUGAAAAUCAAACAAUGCUAAAAUUGGAUGAUGGUUGGGAAACUAUACCCGAAUCGAUUAUAAUGGAUUUGAUUUUUUCAUUGCUACUAUUACUACCUUAUUAUUAUUUUCCAUUAUACGUUCGUCGAAAUGGUUGGGAUAGAAAAUUUUCCAAUUUUACAUGGACACAAUAUUUUGGUCGAAAUAAUCUUUUCAAUCUUAAAUAUUCAUCAAAUGAUUCAAUGAAUUUUUCAAUCGAUAAUAAUAAUAAUGAUAAAUUGAUAAAUUCAGAUUCAAUCAGACCAAUUGAAUUAUAUCUGAAAACAUUAGAUGAUAAUUAUGAUAAUGUUGAUGAUCUAGAAGAACUGAAUCGACAAGAAUCUAAAACAAUGAUUGCACGAAUAAUGUCUUCAGCAUUUUUACCGAAACAUUUUGAACCGGAAAAAUGUCCAAAACGAUCCGAGAAUAAUUUGAAAAAAAAUGAAACACUUAAAUCGGAAACAACUGAUGAUAUUACACCAACCACAGCAACGACCACAACGAAGACGACAACAACUGAUUUAUCACUUUGUUCAAAAAUCCGGAAAAAAAGUUCAAUUUGGAAAAUAUUGCGUUUCGAUAUUUGGACAACCGGUAUUACGGAUGAACAAAUUCAAAAUGAACGUGGUUUUGAUGCCUAUCAAUAUCUAUUAUUUCAACAAUAUCUGAUUGUUUUAUUGGUGAUUAUGACUAUAAAUGCAAUUUGUCUAAUACUACCUAUCAAUGUUUUUAGUAAUCCGGAUUGCGAAGGAUUUGCCUGUACAUCGAUGAAUAAUCUACCACAUGGAUCACCACUUUGUUGGUUUCAUGCCAAUCUUUCGGUUUUAAUUGUUUUAUUUUCAUUAUUUUUAAUGAAUCGUUUUGCACAGGAAUUACAUUUACCAUGUCAAUUAAGUUUAGAUCAAACUGAUGUUAAAGAUUCAUUUACAUUUGAUGAAAAUCAACAGCAAAAAAUUCUUCUUAUACGACCAUCAAUGGAUAAAUUAACAUCGUUACGAAAACAACCACAACAGCAACAUGGAUCGAUAAAAGCUGAAUCAGUUUUUGCUUUAAAUCAAACGACAACAACAUCUAAUUAUGGUAGUAGAGGAGGAUCGGAAACAAAAAAUCAAAAAAGACUGGAUAUAUUGGAACAAUUAAAAUCAAAUCUAAAAAAAUCAUAUCCAUUUGCACGAUUAAUUGGAAUUCAAUUAAUAAUGGAUAGUAGUCAUUUGACUGAUUUGGAACAUAGUUAUCGUUGUUCAUGGUUAGCAUUACAAUCAUUACAUAAUGAUGAACGGAAUUUUAAUGAUAAAUCAAAAACAAAAUUUCAAAUAAAACCAUGUGGACAAAUUUGUUGUUGUAUAUCGGAACCGGCUGAUUCACCGGAACAAUUUUAUCGUAAUGAAUUAUAUGAUUUUCGUAAAAAAAUCGAUGAAGAAUUACAAAAAUUAACACAAAUUGAAGAUAAAUCUAUACGUGGUAUAUUUGUUGAAUUUGAAUCCGAACAAAUAGCCGCUAGUGUUUUUAAACGUUUGAAACGUCGUUCACAAUCAUCAUCAUCAUCAUCAUCAUCAUCGAAAUUGAAAUCUCGAUCGGGAAGCAAUCAAGCCCUAUUGGAUGAUGUUGAAACAAAUUUUGUUGAUUAUAUUCAUGACCGAUGUCAUUAUCCUGCACCAAGACCCGAUGAUAUUAAUUGGCGUAAUCUUGGCGUUGCUAUCAAACGAAAAUGGAUACGAAAAUGUUUUUGUACAAUAUUUUUAUUGAUAAUUUUUCUUUUUCUAUCAACACCAACAUAUGUUUUUAAAUUAUUGGAUAUUUAUUGUUUACAACAUUUACAUGAUCAACCAAUCUUACGACCAUUAUCAUUUUUAUUUGAUUACCUGAAUCCAAUGCUUAUGGUUAUGUUAGUAUCAUCAAUGCCAUCUAUUGUUAUAUAUGUUUUAAGAAUGAUACCAUAUCAAACUAUUUCUGGAUUGAAUCAUGCAUUAAUGGUUAAUCUUUAUUCAUUUAUGAUAUUAACUGUUAUUAUAUUACCAUCGGCUGGUUUUUUAACAAUGAACGCAAUGUUGGAUAAUAUUUUCGGUAUGAAUACAACAUUAUCAAAUAAAGUAUCCGAAACGGAUACCGCUCAUUCACCUCAAUCAUCAUCUGAAUCAUCAUUUCAUUGGCAAUGUUUAUUCCCGGUUGAUAAUGGUGCAUUUUUCCUUAUCUAUAUUAUUCAUGCAACAAUUUUGGGGAAUUUAUUCGAAUUAUUACGUAUUAUGGAUGCAUGUUUUUAUUUUUUAUAUUAUCUUUUAUACACACGGUCACCAUUCGAAUAUAAAUCAGCACGUAUGAUGAUUAUACAGGAAUUUCCAAUCAGUGUAUUCUAUUCACAAAACCUACUAAUAUUUACAAUGACAAUAAUAUUUAGUUUUGCAUCACCAUUAAUUGUACCAUGUGGUUUAGCAUAUAUGAUUGGUAAACAUAUUGUUGAUCGUUAUAAUAUUUAUCAUGUUUAUUUAUCACCAAAAAUUAAUUCACAAAUUCAUUUAACAGCAUUGAAUUUUGUUCAUAUUGGUUUAGUAUUAAUGUUAUUACAAAUAUUUACAAUAAUGCUGAUCAAAAUGGAAUAUUCAUUAGUAUCACGUUAUAUAUUAUUUGUAUUUGUUUGUACAACAUUAUUUUCAUUAAUUCGUUGUUGUUGUCCAAGUUUUUUGGAUCGUCGUUCACCAUCUAAACGUACAUUAGGACAACAACAAUCAGCCGUUGAAAUUUCACGGCAACAUUGUGAAGAACAACAACAACAACAACAACAACAACAACAACAAACAUCUGCAUCAUCAGCGUCAUCAUUAAAAUCAUUAUUAACAUUACAACAACAACAACAACCGAAUGUUGGUAAUUCAAAAACAGAAAUCUGUAUCUGUUCAUAUACAUGGCCAGUAUUUAUCAAUCUAAUUCGUGAUCAAUUUUUUGAGUAA
Messenger RNA from Dermatophagoides pteronyssinus (European house dust mite), 3023 nucleotides. RefSeq names its product mechanosensitive cation channel TMEM63A-like. The record is from RefSeq and is a predicted model, not a curated record. Gene Ontology annotation, molecular function: calcium-activated cation channel activity. NCBI's taxonomy places the organism in Eukaryota, Metazoa, Arthropoda, Arachnida, Sarcoptiformes, Pyroglyphidae. Gene Ontology annotation, cellular component: plasma membrane.